AUGUUCCAGGUUGCGAUCAUCACCGGAGCCGCCACCGGCAUCGGCGAGUGCAUGGCCAGAGUCUUCGUCAAGCACGGUGCCAAGGUCAUUGUUGCCGAUAUCUUGGACGGACCCGGCAGCCGAGUCUGCGCGGAGCUGGGCCAAGACGUCGCCACUUUUGUCCACUGUGACGUGACCAACGAAUCCGACGUCGAAGCCGCUGUCAACACCGCCAUUUCCCUCCACGGAAAGCUCGAUAUCAUGGUCAACAACGCGGCUAUCGCUGAGGAACCCAAGCUCAGCAUCCUCGACAAUGACAAGGCCGAGUUCGAGCGCGUGGUCGCUGUCAACCUCACCGGCGCAUUCCUCGGCGCAAAGCACGCGGCUAGAGCCAUGAUCCCAGCCCAGUGCGGUAGCAUCAUCACGGUUGGCAGCGUGUGCUCGGCCGUUGGAGGCGUGGCCACCCACUCGUACACGAGCUCGAAGCACGCGGUGGUGGGGCUGACAAAGAACGUGGCAGCAGAGCUCGGUGAAUAUGGGAUUAGGACAAAGCUAACGGUUGAUUUGUUCAAGAUGGACUACAGGGAGGCUUUGCGGGUUUAUUCGAAUCUGAAGGGGGUGGCGCUCCGGCCGGAGGACGUGGCGGAUGCGGCGGUGUUUCUGGGAAGUGAUGACUCGAGGUAUGUGAGCGGGCACAAUUUGGCGCUUGAUGGGGGUUUCACUGCCAUAAACCCCGCUUUUGGCUUGUUUGCAAAGACAAAAGUGAUGGAUUAG
Messenger RNA from Thlaspi arvense, 753 nucleotides. NCBI's taxonomy places the organism in Eukaryota, Viridiplantae, Streptophyta, Magnoliopsida, Brassicales, Brassicaceae. The record is from the annotation of a GenBank genome assembly.